GAUACAUAUCUUAUUCGUUACAAAAUACAAAAAACUUUACAAUUUAUUUGUAUUCGAUCCCAAUCAAAAUCAAGAAAUAUGGCGUUACAUGACAUACAUGCUUAUACACUCCGAUAUUUAUCAUUUACUUAUGAACAUAACAAUGCAACUUGUGGUAGCAGUGCCUUUAGAAUGGUAUCAAGGUAAUAUACGACCGGCAAUUGUUUUUAUGGCUGGUAUUGUAUUUGGAACACUUGGAACAUUUAUCUUUCAAACGGAAACGAAAGUUAUAGGUGCAUCAGCUGGUACAUAUGCGUUACUUUUAUCACAUUGUGCUGACUGUUUUAUGAAUCGUAGGCGUAAAAAUGUGAUAAUCCAAAUUUCUGCAGUAUGUUUUAUAAUAUUUAUUGAUGCGUGUUAUGUAAUAUUUCAUGUUUAUAAUAAUGGAAAUGUAUACCCAAAAAUUGGAUGGUCAGCACAUUAUUCUGGUGCAGUAAAUGGAUUUUUUCUUGGAUUUGUUAUAUAUAAAGGAACUUAUGCCAAAAGUGAACAAACAACGUAUAUAAAAGCGCUUCGAGGUGUUUGUGGUAUCGUAUGGUUAACAUUAUUAGUGACGGCAAUCACAAUGAAUUUAUUAAAAAUGAAUAUUUGAUAAUAAUUUACCAAUAUAGUGGCGUUAGAACUGGGUGAUCGAAUUUUUAUAUUAUAGCUCUCGUCUAAAAUAAUGAGUAAUAAGCUCAGCAGCGAUUCAAACGACGAUUACUUCCCCCACUGUAUCAAUAUUAGCAAUAUUUAUAUUUCAAAUGAGCCUGUCCAUUAAUAUUUUUUUAUAUUCUCAUUAAAGAAAAUUUCCCUGAUGAUUCGAAGCUAUUAAAGCCACCAUGAAUAAUAAUCACGGAAAUAUAAAGUUUAAUUUUUUUUCCCACAAAUUCAUAUACAAAUGAAAGAAAUAAUUCAUCUAGAAGAAUUCAUUUUAGAAUGAAAAAAGACUUGUGAUGUGACGUCUUAAUAUAUGUUGAGGCUGGGAACCAAUCGGAAUCACGCUAAAUUCACAUUUUUUGGCUUGUUUCUAUGUAAAAUUAUUAUGUAACAAUAUAUUAACAACAAGUUGGAAGAAAAACCAUUAAUCAUUUUGUAUGUAAUUUCUCCGUAUUUCUCCGUACAGUGGCGUUACUCCGUGAAGUUGACGUCACUGGCGUUUGCAGGUUCACCGGCAUUAAUAUACAUUCGGCUUUAAAAUCAAAAGAUAAAAUUUAGACAGGCUCAUUAUAUUAUACACAUGUAUUUCUCAGGUAUUUAAAAUAGUUACACAGAGUGUGUUUCGAAUCAUCGAGAUCGAAAACUAUUUAAAAAUUGUAAUAAAAUAUUGAUGGUAAGGAGAUCAGUUCUAGAUAAAUGAUUCAAUACACACCUCCCGUAUAAACUACGAAUUAUUACAAUAAUUAAAUUUUUAAUUAAUCGCAAUUAAUAGUACUUAAAUAUAUAAUGAAAUCGCGAAUAUCUCAGCACAAACUUUUUUCAAACAUCUCGUACCAAAUAUUCAAAUUUUUAAAGGUAUACUCAUAUAGACAUGAUAAGAUAUACAGGAUGAGUCAUGAGAAGCGCAUUAAACUCUAGAAAUGAAAUCAAAAUAUUUAAAACUAAAUCAUUCAAUGGGUAAUACGACUGUUUUAAUCGUUUGCUGUGUCAAUUUUUAUUAAAACACAUGGAGUGUCGAAACACACUGAGCAAUAUCGAGCGGCUGGAGGCAGCUACUUAUCGUAAGACGCAUGGUACAAUUAGACAAGGUAUGAUCUUGCGCUGAUUCACUCUCUCACUCUUGGUUCAUCUCUCUCGCAUUCUUUUCACCAGUCUCCACCAUAUUACUUGAAGUUGCUAAGUCACAUCUGUCAAUGCGCAUUUCUUUUUUCUUAAUUGGUUACGCGUCGGUGAUACGAACGUACUGUGUCUAAUUGUAAUUGUAUUAUUCUGGAGUUUGAUACGUUUUUCGUGAUUGACUCGAUAUAGGCCAAAUAGGAUUAUGCUCGAAAUUCGAAAAUGUAUGUGCCAUAGCUUAAUUUAGAAGGAUAUUACGUUCUGCGCAUGGCUAAAGUAAAACGGUAAAUGUUAUGUUCAUUUUCUGGGCGAGUAGAAGAUCUUUAAAAAUCUAUUUGUAUCUACUUUAAAUUUUACUCGAAAAUUUUUGUAUAUAUUUAUAAUAUUGAGGAAUUCUGGCUCAAUAUAAAUUUUAUAGAUUUUACUCGUUGUAAAUAAAAUUGUUUGGUAUAAAUUAGUUAACAUAGGGAAAGAAUUGGAAACUGCAAACAGGGUAACAAAAAAUAACGCGGCCACUACGGUUGUAUUCAUGAAAAUCAAAUGUUUGGAAUUUACAAAAAAAAAAAUUUAUCAAAGUAAAUUAUUACAUAUACCCUACUUAAACUAAAAUUACAUAUAUCCUACUAAAAAUAUUACUUUUCUACUUUAAAAAUUUGUUAGUACUAGUAAUUGAUUUAGCUAAUAUAUACCAAAUAAUUUUAUUUACAAUAUGAAUUAUUUGAAACUAUUCGUUGCGUGCAGAACUAAAAGCAACACCCCUCGCGGAAAUAUAUGAUUUAUUAAAAUGAAUUUUCACACAACGGCAUCGUAUUGUCGAUAUUUUAAAUUAAUAAUACUAUUUAUCUAAAAAUAUAGACAAUAUUAUAACAUACAUGAUGAAAUCAUUAUGUGGAAGGAAAUUCAUAUUAAUAAUAGAAUGAAAUGAUAUGAAUCUUCUUGAGAGAAAUGCAGUUACAAUUAACAAAAUGCUUUGAAUAACUGUAUAAAUAUGAAUAGUUUAAUUUUUUAUAACAAAUAUUAUCGCAAAAUAAAUAAACAGGUAAAUAAGGGCCGUGUAAGUUCCGUAGAAAUAUAAUGAGUAAUGAAUUUCCAGCUAUUGAACAAUUGUUUCAAAUUUCAGGAAAAUUGUUAAUUAAACUUAUAAAUAUUUGGUCUCGCGGUACUAAAUUCGGCUCUGUACUCAACGAAUAACUAAUAUAUAAUUAUAC
Molecule: messenger RNA, 3002 nt
Organism: Chrysoperla carnea
Lineage: Eukaryota; Metazoa; Arthropoda; Insecta; Neuroptera; Chrysopidae
Product: protein rhomboid-like
Exons: 2
Coding region: 89-631 (180 amino acids)
Cellular component (GO): membrane
Molecular function (GO): serine-type endopeptidase activity
Source: RefSeq, a predicted model, not a curated record